Messenger RNA from Plectropomus leopardus (leopard coralgrouper), 5309 nucleotides. It is a transcript of the gene tp53inp2b, whose product is annotated as tumor protein p53 inducible nuclear protein 2b. Gene Ontology annotation, biological process: positive regulation of DNA-templated transcription; autophagosome assembly. The record is from RefSeq and is a predicted model, not a curated record. Gene Ontology annotation, cellular component: nucleus; autophagosome. NCBI's taxonomy places the organism in Eukaryota, Metazoa, Chordata, Actinopteri, Perciformes, Serranidae.
CCCGGCCUGUUCAAAGCAGGAAUAUCUUGCUGUAAUUCUGCCUCACUGAACCGUAUAUAAGCUCUGACGUUGGCUAUCUUCUUGGGCUGCUGUCUUAUCAUCUGCCAGCAGCCAGCUAAGCCGGGGCUAAGAGAGGCCUGAGAGAAGAGAGGAGAGAGGCACCAAAAAUAAAGGCUGCAGAGCACUUGAAAAGGAGCUACUGACAUGAACACAAUACAUGCUACAAGAACAUGACACAGCAAGUUCCCCCAGGCCUGUGACUUCUUCUGAUAAGGCCUUUGCUCCAAACCAAGUGAAACCUUACAUUUGCACUACAGAAGCCUGUCCACUCCUGUUUGUCCAAACCGAGAUCCAGCAAAGGGCUUCAAGUGAAAAUAAGAGACUCAAAAAAAAUCUGACAGAGAAUUGCUUAAAACAGCAACAAGCGAUAAACACAAAUAAGAAAUUCAAAAAGGCAGCUACAGCUUUUUCGUUGUGGACGACAACAAGCACCUAAAAGGCAUCAACACUUGACAACGCAAGCAGUCAUGUUUCAGCGUUUGAGCAACCUGUUGUUUGGGGAGGUAGAGGAGGUGGCAGCCGAGCUGAAGGGACCCAACCCCUGUGUGACGGAGGCCGACGAGGAGGGAUGGAUGCUCGUCAACCUGCCUGAGGAACCUGACUGCAUGAUGCAGGCCGAGGAUGAGACAGGAGCCCCGCUGAUUGCACAAUCAUUCUCAGACAGUAACCAAUCAAAUCAUCAAGUUACACUUACAAGGACUGAAUGCCCGGUCCACAUUCCCCACCCGCCUCACAAGCGGCGUAGGACACAUAAAGGUCGGGCGCGAGGUGCAGUAGCACCAUCAGUCCCCCUGUGUUGUCCAAGCGCUAGCCCGUCAGACUCGGGUGCCAUUACACCCGUGACCCUUCCGAGACGGGCCAGGCUGUCCACGCCCUCCUCCACAUCGUCGUUGUCCCCUGGCUCUGGAAGUGAGUGUGGGAGCAGUGGGGGUAGAAGUAGGGCAGGCCCAGAGAGAGGCUGCAUGGAUGAGAGCUGGUUUGUCACCCCUCCCCCCUGUUUCACUGCAGAGGGAGCCACGGCAGAGGCCAGCCCGAUGGAGGACCUGCUCAUCGAGCACCCCAGCAUGUCUGUGUACGUCUCCCCGAGCAACUUCUCCAUGGUCUCCAACAGCAACCUGUCUGUGGUGGGAGAGGAAAGCAUUGUCAGCCUGGCGAGUAGCGUGAGCAGAGUGGCAGAACCAGCUGCUGCCCCCGCUGCCCGCAGCACUAUGCCCACCAGGGUGAGCCGUGGAGCAGCUGCCCAGGCUGGAGCUCUGGCCAAGGUCACCCAAGUGGCCAGGGUCCAGCGUAGCAAAGCGCGCAUUGAGCGACGCCACCUAGGCCGCAAUCGCAUCCAACGCCAAAACCGCACCAGGGAGCAGGUCCCUCGCCACGCAGCCCACGCCAGAAACACCUUCCUGCACCAGCCCAGCAAGCGUAACUUCUGCCACUAAACUCCCCAGCAAGCAGGGGGCAUUGUUUACUCUGAGGGCAUUAGUAGACACACGAGAUUAAAUGUAUUCCCCCCUACUGCAUAUAUGCUUUAAUUUCUGCACAUUAUAUCAUAUUACACUCAGAUACCAGUAGACCAGUAGCUUUUUUGUUUUGGUUAAGUCACAAACUGAUUCCACCUGGUAGUUUUAUGCCCCAUUCAAGCCCUCUGAGUAGAUCUAUGUAGACCUUUAUUAUACUUGUUGUCCAUUGCAGUAUCCAAACAACUAAAAAAAUCCUCAAAAAUAUUUAAACAGGUUGUACUUAGUAACAAUAAUGUUUGAAAAACAACAAAAAGAUUAGCUCUAUUGUUUUUUUCCUAUCUCGGUAAAAUACUCUUUUCUGUCACGCUUCUUCAAGGCAUGUUAUUUUUAUUAAUUCAACCAUUAAAUCCUUAAAAUACUCAAUUUGGAGAUAAUGAUUUAAAAUAUAAGUGUACUUUAAAUCUUUUUCUGGUGGAAACCAUGAGAGAGAGAAAAGUUAAGCAUCUUUGCAGAGAAAACAACUCAUCAUGUCUACAAAGCUUUACUUUACAGGUGAUUAUAUUUUUCAUUAAAGGGUGAAGGAUAUACCGUGGGUGAGGAGUGUGAGAGGAAAAUCACUAGACGUUUGUUUCUCUUCAGUUUCCACAUGCAAAGGAAAAGGCGAUGGCAAGGAAACAUGGAGCAACCCAUUUUCAUCAUAGGAAACAAAUGUGAUAUUUCUCUCCUCGCUUUGUGGAGGGUGAGAGCAAGUAGAGGAGGGUGAGAGUGUGAGCAAAACAGACUAAAGAGUACAAGAAAUGAUAUGAGGAAUUAAAGCUAUUAUUAAAAGGAAUGUAGUUAGCAUGAAACGGACAUAGGAAAGUGAUAUGUAACCCUCUGAGCAGCCUGUGAGCACUAAAAAACCACCCAGUUUUGAAUAUUUAAUCAGUGUUGCUUUGGAUAAUGAAUAAGGCACCUUUUUUGUGAACAUAAUGAUUAGUGUAAUGGGCACCCAUAAUACACGUAUAAAUAGAAAUGCUGAUAAAGAGUCAGAGUUGUUCCAGUACCAAUAUUGGAAGUGCCUGGUAUUGGCUAGUACGCGGGUCAAAGCUCCGAUUCAAUACCACGUAAUUUAUGAAGAAUUUCGCUGCUCUGUGACAGUUAAAGUUCUAUGGCAUGUGUGUAUUUGUUCAUGUUUUACAAAGGGUUAAACCUGAGCAAUAUCAUACAACAAUGCUAGCAAUCAUUUCACACCCAUACAGUGUUAGUAUACUGCUGUUAAAGGGAUGGUUUGGAUUUUCUUGCAGUGAGGUUGGAUGGGGUACUUUUCCAUACUUUUCCAACCCCAUUAAAAAAAAAAAAACCUGAAUUAUCCCUUUAUUUUUUUACGUGAUGGUAUUGAAUAGGUUCUUGGUAUAGCCCGAUAUGCAAGUUCGGGUAUUGGAGCUGGUAUCAGUAAAAAAGUUAUCUUAUCACAUCAUCUUUAGUCUGAAUAAAUUUGAGGUGAAAGGAUACAGGGCUUGCCGUUGGGUUACAGGGUGUGGCAGGUUAUAGUAAGUGCAGAGCGGUAUUGAUGGCAACUCUUUAUUUUGUUUUGUGAUAUUGUUUUCUGCUCAUUUUGUCUUGUGGAUCGUAACAUUAUUUUGCAGUCUCUCUUUGCAUGGUUCCGCCAAAGAAAGAAAAGGAAGCUUUUUGCUGUCAGACAAACAGAAAGUACACUUUAAAUCGCUCCCUGUUGAUCAUACACAGCAUGAUGAUCAUUAAAUGCGUGGUCUGUAAACUAAAGCAACGUACCCGGCACACAUGAGUCAUUUCCAUCCACAGUGUGUGCUGUGAUCUUUUGUUAUCCAUGUGAACACCAAAUAGAAAGUACGACCUAUUUACACGGCAGUUUCUUUCACUGAAAAGUCACUGACUGCCCAGGAGGCAACUAUUAGGAGGAUGAGGAAGAAACGUCUCCUUAAAGCCUAACAACACCCAUCUUCUCCUCUCAUGGUCGUGCAACUCGUUGUUCAUCCCUUUCUCGUUAGCACAUCCAACUCUUAACAGUUUCCACUUAAAGAUCUAGCUUACUGAUAUGUAUUCAACAACAAUAGUAAACAAUGGUGCUGAAGUGUAUACUAAUGUUUGUAAAUUAUUUGAGACAUGGAUGUAAGUUUGCACUGUCAUACAUUUUGUGAGUCAAAGUUUUAGCAGUGUGCUGUGUGCUUGUUUUUUUGUGAUUAUUUUCUUUUUGUUUUGAUUCAAAUUGUGUGUGAGAAUGUGUACUGACACGUUAAAUGCUAGAAACUCUGAAAAAAAAAACACGAAUAAUUGUCAUUUAUUUCUCUUGUAAAUAUUACAAAACAAUUUAUAACGCUCCAUUAGCCUAGAUGUCAAAGCCUCUCAGGACUUGAGUCCACAACGUGGUGUCCAAUGGGACUAAUGAGAAUCUCUCUCUGCCUCACCUCUGUGCUCAUUAUCAAACCAAGAGGGCAUUUCAGCAGCCAAAAGUUGUGUCUUUGCCCCAACUUUAGUCUCAUCUCUUUGAGAUGCACCACAGAAACAGCACGAGACUCAGAGUUGAUGUGCCAUAGGGCAAACGCUGCCCUCCAGAGGGUCCACUUGGCACGGCUCUAGCUGUAUAGAUGCUGGUGAGGACACAGUACAAUGACAUGGUUUUAAUAUAGUCUGUACUGGUGUGUGUUUAAGGGACAGAAUGUCUGGGGAUUCGUGUAAGAUUGGUCUGAAAUGGAAACAUCUUGCCUCAUUAAGAUCAUAACUAAAAUUCUUUCCGUUUUCAUUUCUGCCAAUAAUCCUAUAAAUGUUCCAAUGCUCUGACUGUUCCAUUCAGAAUCUGUUAAUAUCUGUUAAUUUAUCAUAGAGUUUUGAAUUUGAUCUUUUGUUUUUCUAUUUAAAAAUGACUAUUAUGUUUGCUGUUGACUCCUCUGAAUGGUGCAGUCUAACACACACACACACACACACACACACACCCCUAGAGGCUUCUAACUGACUGUGUGCCCAAGAUUGAAUUUUGUUUGCCUGUCAAAAAAGAGGUGCAAAUAGAGUCAUAAUGAGAGAUCAGGUGUGAAUGUAUGUGUGUGUGUAAAGACCACCACAGAUAGCACUCUGCCACAACAGAUCUGUCGUGUUUACCUCGGUUUUAUUUCUCCAUUUCUUACUGGUGUCAUGUACAGAGGAAAUGUGUUCUCAGUAUGCUGUGUGUGAUUGUUGAAAGGUGUGGUUUCAGGGUGAAAGUCAUCCAACAAUGGGGAGAGGGAGUGGUCACCAGGUGUGUCAUGCUUAUAUGAUGUGGACAGGGAAAGGAUGAGGCAGGAAAUACUUUAUAUAUUAAAAAAUAAUGUUUAAAUGUAUCAUAAAAAAUACAGUAGAAUAUGCUUGUAUUUUCCCAUAUAGUAAUUAUGUUCACCAAUAGGACAUUUUAAAUCAGAGGUGUUGAAUGUCUGGGGAGUUUCAUAUGUUUUAUGUUGUGCCCUGAAAUGAUGGCAGCUUAAAAACACUUAGGGCUUUUGCCCAUGUUACAUCUCAGUUAGUACAUCCAUCCCCUCAUAAAAAUGAAAUAUAUAGACAUAUAAAAUUUGGUGUAUCUGAUAUCUACAGUAUGGUGAUUGUGCCUUUCACUAUUUCUGCAUGGUUUUUGUGAUGUACUGGUUUUUCCAUCCCCAAAGUGGACAGUCGUUCACUGACAGGCAAGACCUAUGCAAAAAUCAACGGAUGGUUUUCCAGCAUCCAUUCAGAAAACACAGGUACCCGCCAAAAAUGACAACAAAAAAACAAAACAAACAACAACAAUAAAUACUCAGGUUAACACCUGAA